This is a messenger RNA of Sceloporus undulatus (fence lizard), 2333 nucleotides long. It is a transcript of the gene PMVK, whose product is annotated as phosphomevalonate kinase. Bases 161 to 733 code for a protein of 190 amino acids. The transcript is spliced from 5 exons. NCBI's taxonomy places the organism in Eukaryota, Metazoa, Chordata, Lepidosauria, Squamata, Phrynosomatidae. Gene Ontology annotation, biological process: isopentenyl diphosphate biosynthetic process, mevalonate pathway; cholesterol biosynthetic process. The record is from RefSeq and is a predicted model, not a curated record. Gene Ontology annotation, molecular function: phosphomevalonate kinase activity. Gene Ontology annotation, cellular component: cytoplasm.
UUCCGGCCCUCCCUCCUGGACGCUUCGCUGAACUCCCCUCUUCUCCUGUCCCAAUGGUACCGCCCGCGUUGCAGGAAGCGGGGCCCUGCGAGACGCCGGGCGAGACCAUUAUCGCGGACGGGGGUGUUUUUCUCUUGGCUCUGAAUCUGCGUCCUUCAAAAUGGCCCGCCGCGCGCCGAAGCUGGUGCUGCUCUUCAGCGGGAAGAGGAAGUCCGGGAAGGACUUCGUGGCCGAGGAGAUCCAGAGCCGGCUGGGUCCCGAUGUUUGCACUAUCCUCCGUUUGUCAGGGCCUCUUAAAGAGCAAUAUGCCAAGGAGCAUGGCCUGGACUUCCAGCGUCUUUUGGAUGCCAGCGACUACAAAGAGAUGUAUCGACAGGACAUGAUCUGCUGGGGAGAAGAAAGGCGCCAGACUGACCCCGGUUUCUUCUGCCGCAUUGUGGUUGAGGGUGCCACCCAGCCCAUUUGGUUAGUUAGCGAUACAAGGCGCGUCUCGGAUGUGGAAUGGUUUCGGGAUGUCUACGGAGACUUAGUGCAGUUGGUGCGCGUCAUAGCCACAGAAGAGACCCGGAAGAGACGGGAUUGGGUAUUCGUUGUAGGAAUCGACGAUGCGGAAUCCGAAUGCGGCUUGGACCAAGGCGUGCACUUUGAUUGGGUCAUCACCAACAAUGGAGACCAGCUCUCCCUAGAGGCCCAACUGGAGAAGCUGGUCCAGUUUGCUGAAAGCAAACUGUAGCAAUACUGGGACCCGGCAUCUACCAUUUCCCCCCUUCCCCAUUCCUUUGGGGGUCUGGACUGAAACACCAAAGAUUGAAUCUGGAGGAGGCCAAGAGGUAAUGUUGUGGCUGCUGGGCUGGAUUUGGAAGCCUCUCAGGAAAAGUGUAAUUGAGCCUGUCGUUAUUUCAGGGCUGUGGGGUUGACGAUUCCAUUCCAGGGAAUGCCAUGAUCCAGUGCCAGUUUUUCCCUUCCCACAAUUCCAUUCCAGAGGGGACGGUUGUAUCCGCCCUCACCCUGCUACCCACUUGUGUUACGUGUACCUUUGGAAGGGAUUUUCCAUCAAGUCCUUAUGGGACAGUGGCAUCACUUCUGUUCAGCAUUGGGAACAACUGUGCGAGGAAGAUAGGAGUCUUUGUUUUCCCGUUCUAUUUCGGGUCUUGGUCCCCACCCCACCUCUUUCUGCUCCGGACUGUUCUGUGGUUGCCAUUCAGAUUUUUACAGCUUCUUGUCACCAGAGGGCAGGAUGACCUCAGUGGUAAUGCUUCACAGCUCUUGCUUCCUAAUAUAUCUUAUCUUCUGAUUGCACCUAGCAUUGGGCCUGCAGCUUGUCUUCUACUGCAGGAAGCAUCCACCCUGUUCUGACUCUCUGAAGAGCCCCAAUCUGGGUGAGAAACGCAUGCUAUUUGGGGUGCGUGUGGCGUAUCCUAGCCUUGCUUGUCACUCCAUCUGAAUUUGGGCUGGUUUUUCUUUUCUCUGAAGGGAACGUUUCAAAACCUACUUUAUCCUUCUCUGUUAUGAACCCACUGACUAUUUUCUUAAGUUGUUGGUGGUGGGAAAUCGUUGUGCCUUAUUCUUAAGAGCUAUCCAUAUAUGAUCUGGCCCCAUUCUUCUUUCCUGCUCUGCUUUCUGGAAAUCGUUGCUGAACCAAUAGUUUGGAUUUAAGACCACCAACUUUUUUUUACCUGAUUAAGGCUCCUGGGUCAUUCCCUGGCUCUGCAGUGAGGUAGAGGAGGGACAUAUUCAGCAGCUGUGGUAAGCUGCUGGGGAGUUGAACACACAGUUUUUCUCCCUGGAGCUCUACUGUUAUGAAAUAUCCCUUGGUGGCAUAUUUGGCAAUCUCAGAAAGGCAUAGGAGGUUCAGUGACAAAGCAGAGCUAUCAGCUUCAACAAAAUGGAGUCUAAACAAGACAUUCCAAGGCCAGUAUUGGUGGAUGAAGGAAGCCAGAAAUAUGGUUAAACCAUAGUGUGGGAAAGUUGGAUUUUUUGGACUAUUAGUUUGAAUUGCACCCAUGUGUACGUCAUGUUUGGCGGGGUGGUGGCAAGGGGGUGAAGGGUGGUAGAUGCUGACUAUCACACUGCAGUCCUCACCCACUCACUUACAGGGUGUCCAACAUUUUCUCAAGAAUGUCUCCAUAGAGGGUCAGGCUCCAUCUCUGAUUCCUUCUUGUCUGCCUUUCUGCCUGCCCUACACAACAGUUUCUGAAGCCCUCGGAAUGUCUGCGGCUGUGUAAUGCCCUGCUAAUGCCACUUGCUGCUCAACCCAGUGCCCUCCUCUUCCCUCUUUCCAUUGGAAGAGACUCAGAUUGUUGUGCUCACAAUAAAGCUUUCUAUUGUUUACA